UAUUUUUUAAUCCUGACCCAAGACGUAGGGGAGGAAGCGGAGUCGGGGCGGGGAGGCUUUCCCAGUUAUUUAUUUUCUCCCCCCGCAGAGGUCUCUCCUCCGGCCACCGGCUCACCAUGAUGUUUCGAGACCAGGUCGGCGUGUUGGACGGUUGGUUCAAGGGCUGGAACGAGUGCGAGCAGACUGUUGCGCUGCUCUCGCUGCUGAAACGCGUCAGCCGGACCCAAGCUCGCUUCCUCCAGCUCUGCCUGGAGCACUCCCUGGCAGACUGCACCGAGCUCCACAUCCUCGAAGGGGAGGCCAACAACCCCGGAAUCAUUAACCAAUGGCAACAGGAAUCCAAGGAUAAAGUGAUUUCCUUAUUGUUAACCCACCUGCCUUUACUGAAGCCCGGAAACAUCGAGGCAAAAGUUGAAUAUAUGAAACUCUUGCCUAAAAUCCUGGCCCACUCGAUCGAACACAACCAACACAUCGAGGAGAGCAGGCAGCUGCUGUCCUACGCCUUGAUACACCCUGCCACCUCCUUAGAGGACAGGAGCGCCCUGGCCAUGUGGCUCAACCACCUGGAGGACCGCACGUCGGGUGGCUUCGGCAGCCAGAGCAGAGGUCGGUCGGAUUCGGUGGACUACGGGCAGACGCACUACUAUCACCAAAGACAAAACUCCGACGACAAACUCAACGGAUGGCAAAACUCUCGAGACUCGGGCAUAAGCGUCAGCGCUUCCAGCUGGCAGGACAAAAACCUGGCGUGCGAGAAUGGCCAUCUGCCCCUCUACUCCUCCUCCUCCGUCCCCACAACCAUCAACACCAUCGGCACUAGCACAAGCACCAUUCUCUCAGGCCAGACACACCACAGCCCUUUGAAACGCUCUGUGUCCCUUACCCCACCCAUGAAUGUGCCAAACCAACCUCUAGGACAUGGAUGGAUGUCUCAUGAGGACUUACGAGCUAGAGGACCCCAGUGCAUCCCUUCCGAUCAUGCCCCCCUGUCUCCACAAAGCAGUGUAGCCUCUUCGGGAAGUGGUGGGAGUGAACAUUUAGAAGAUCAGCCUUCCGCUCGUAACACAUUCCAGGAGGAAGGGAGUGGGAUGAAAGAUGUCCCAGCCUGGCUGAAGAGCCUCCGGCUGCACAAGUACGCCGCCCUCUUCUCGCAGAUGACGUACGAGGAGAUGAUGGCCCUCACCGAAUGCCAGCUCGAGGCACAAAACGUUACCAAAGGCGCAAGACACAAAAUAGUCAUCAGUAUCCAAAAGCUAAAAGAAAGACAAAACCUGCUCAAAUCUUUAGAAAGGGACAUCCUGGAAGGUGGCAACUUACGUGUCCCGCUGCAGGAACUACACCAAAUGAUCCUCACCCCCAUCAAAGCCUACUCUUCCCAAAACUCGAGCACGGAGGAGCACAGCCGGGACGCGGACUCGCAUCACCCCUCCUCCCUGAUCGGCUCGGACAGCCAAGGCUCUGACUGCAAGGACUCUGCCGCGGGGGGAAUGCAGCAGCACCAUUUGCCAGGAUGCGAGGGCGAGUCGGGGGGGGCCCCUUUGCCCGAAGGUGACCUGCCCGGACAGUUCACCAGAGUGAUGGGGAAAGUAUGCACACAACUUCUCGUUUCCCGACCCGAUGAAGAGAAUAUAAGUUCCUAUUUACAGCUCAUAGACAAAUGUCUAAUCCACGAGGCGUUUACAGAGAUCCAGAAGAAGCGGCUGCUGUCAUGGAAACAGCAGGUGCAGAAACUCUUUCGGUCUUUCCCUCGGAAAUCCCUCCUGGAGCUGUCAGGCUAUCGGCAGCAGAGGAGGUACGCCGGCUUUUGGGGAUGGAUGGAUGCAGCGGCCGGGGGGCCCGGCAAGAGCAUCUCGAGAGGGACCGAUGUCUCCCAGCAGGGAGGGACUGAUCCUGCCGGGUUCAGAGCCGCGUUUCAGGAGGGAGGAGGGUUGGAAAAGCUUCGGCAAUAA
Pygoscelis adeliae (Adelie penguin) is the source of this 1949-nucleotide messenger RNA. It is a transcript of the gene SAMD4A, whose product is annotated as sterile alpha motif domain containing 4A. The record is from RefSeq and is a predicted model, not a curated record. The transcript is spliced from 8 exons. Bases 117 to 1949 code for a protein of 610 amino acids. Gene Ontology annotation, cellular component: P-body. Gene Ontology annotation, molecular function: protein binding; translation repressor activity; mRNA binding. Gene Ontology annotation, biological process: nuclear-transcribed mRNA poly(A) tail shortening; negative regulation of translation; regulation of mRNA stability. NCBI's taxonomy places the organism in Eukaryota, Metazoa, Chordata, Aves, Sphenisciformes, Spheniscidae.